Messenger RNA from Drosophila sulfurigaster albostrigata, 1710 nucleotides. RefSeq names its product venom serine carboxypeptidase-like. Bases 135 to 1583 code for a protein of 482 amino acids. The record is from RefSeq and is a predicted model, not a curated record. Gene Ontology annotation, molecular function: serine-type carboxypeptidase activity. Lineage: Eukaryota; Metazoa; Arthropoda; Insecta; Diptera; Drosophilidae. Gene Ontology annotation, biological process: proteolysis. The transcript is spliced from 2 exons.
AUUUGUUGUUGUCGGCACAGAUUGCAACAUCAUUUAUUUAUUUCGCCGGCUCAGAGUAGUUUUUGCUGCCGCAAGCAAAAGUUGAUAAAGUGCAGCAAUCGCAUAUAUUGCAAAGAAAGGCUGCAACUAAGACAAUGAAAAGCGCAAAUCAUUGUGCGGUUUUAAUUAUAGCAGCCGCUGUCUGCAUAGUUAACAUCGCUGACGCUGCUGAUAAACCCUAUAGACGGAGCUUUGUCAACCCGUAUCCACGCUUCAAGUUCUACGAUGAUGGCGUUGAUCCCGGCAAGCCGCUCUUCCUCACGCCCCUCAUCGCCAACAAAUCGGUGCCCAUGGAGCAGGUGCAAUCGUUGGCUCGUGUCACGGGUUCGCAAUUCCAUGGCGUUGAAAGUUAUGCUGGAUAUUUGACCGUUGAUAAGGCCUACAACUCGAACAUGUUCUUCUGGUAUUUCCCCUCCGAAACCGAUCCCGACUAUGCACCCGUUGUCCUGUGGCUACAAGGUGGACCAGGCGCCUCUUCGCUCUUCGGCCUGCUCACCGAGAAUGGUCCACUGGAGCUAGAUGGCCAGGGCAAACUGCAGAAGCGCAACUACACAUGGAGCAAGACCCACAAUUUGAUCUACAUUGAUAAUCCUGUGGGCACUGGCUUCAGUUUCACCGACAAUGAUAAAGGAUAUGCGACCAAUGAACGCGAUGUCGGACGCAAUCUGCACGAGGCCAUGAUGCAGCUCUACGAGCUGUUUGGCUGGGGCAAUUCCUCGGGCUUUUGGGUCACCGGUGAAUCCUAUGCCGGCAAAUAUGUGCCAGCUUUGGCUCAUCACAUUCACAAGGUGCAGAAUGCUAUAGACACUCGUGUCUAUAUUCCACUCAAGGGCGUGGCCAUUGGCAAUGGGCUGUCGGAUCCACUGCAUCAGCUGAAGUAUGGUGACUAUUUGUAUCAGCUGGGAUUGAUUGACGACAACGGGUUGCUGCAGUUCCAUGAGGCCGAAAAGAAGGGCGCUGAAUGCAUCGAGAAGCGGGACAUGGAUUGCGCUUUUGAUGUCUUCGAUUCGCUCAUCAAUGGCGACAUGACAAAUGGUUCCCUUUUCAGCAAUUUGACUGGUUACAAUUGGUACUACAAUUAUCUGAACACGCAUCCUGACCCGGGUGAUGCCAAGUUGGGAGAAUUCCUUCAAUCGGGCGCCACACGUCGUGCCAUUCAUGUGGGCAAGCAGCCCUUCCAUGACUUGGAUAAGGAGAACAAAGUUGAGGAGCACUUGAAGAAGGAUGUAAUGGACACGGUUGCUCCUUGGAUUGCCGAACUGCUCAAUUUCUAUACCGUGUGCAUCUAUAGCGGACAACUCGAUAUCAUUGUCGCCUAUCCAUUGACUCGCAACUAUCUGAAGCAAUUGAAAUUCCCUGGCUCCGAGCAAUAUAAGGUGGCUCCUCGAGAAAUCUGGCGUGUCGAUGGUGAAGUCGCUGGUUAUGUGAAGCACGCCAGGCAUUUGGUGGAGAUUAUGGUUCGCAAUGCUGGCCACAUGGCGCCACAUGAUCAGCCCAAGUGGCUGUACAACAUGAUCAAUCAUCUGACUCAUUACAAGCAUUAAAUGAGCAUCAGUUCUUUAAUAUUUCAGCUCAAAUAAGCUUUAAAUAUUACCAAGUACUUGAUUUUAAAUGACAUUCUUAAUUUCGAUUAUAUACUUUAAAUAAAUUGGAUGUUAAAGAGUUUUUAAA